CGUCCAUCUUUAGUUGCAUUGGACUAUUGGGAAAAAAGAUCGUUUUGUGCCAAUGUUUCCAAACCACUUGAAGAAAUAUCUGUAAAUAAUAUUGAAUAGAUACGUUGGCUGUAGAACAUACAACUCCGAUGUCCACUUCUGUCAAGUCCAACUUGUAUGCUUUAUUGUCUGACGACGCAGAAGAUGCCACGGAAGCAGUUGUUCGAAAGGCCUCCACUCAAGACAAAACCAAAACCUCCUCGGCAUCUACUAAAACAACAACUUCUAAAGUAAAGAUACCACAAGUGGAUUCGUUGCCAGUAGCAGAAGAAGACACAACCUUGGCAGAAGAAGAGGACAAAGAAAAACACUCGCCACACAAAUUGGAGAGGCAUCAUGUGCAAGUAGUCAAAAAGCAUGGAAGAGAGUUUGAUCGUCAUUCUGGAACAGGACGUGGAAAGGAGAUAUCCAAAGGUGGUGCUGGUGGCAGAUAUGUGUUUGGGAAUCCAGAAGAAGAAGCAAGAAAGUUGAGCCAAGGUGUGAAUACUGCGUUUAGGUCUGGACUUAAGGACGAUGAAGCUGUAAGAUCAGUAGAAGAAAAUAUAGUUGAUGAGGUAGAAGGUGAAGAGACCGAACAAGAGACUAUUACUGGUACUACAACAUCUGGAAAAGUUGAAGAAGAACCAAAAGAGACUUUGACACUAGAUGAAUAUUUAGCUAGGCAAGCAGAGAAAAAGUUACAACUUGCCAGCUUGUUGGGAAACAAACCUGCCAAAGCUAAGGAGACAAAUACUUUGGAUGACAGUUUGAAGCCUUGGAGGAGAGAAGAUGAAGAUGAUCCAACUUUAUCGGAAAUAGGGCAAAAGAAUUUGCAGCAAAAUGCCGCAAAUAAUAGACAAAAGGAUGCUAAGAAUAAGACAGUAGAUAUGACGAAGGAGUUCUUCAGUGAACCUCCAAGACGUGGAAGAGGUCGUGGUAGUAGAAGAGUAGGAAGAGGUUCGGGUCCUAGAGGGACUACAGGCAACUUUCGACGUGAAGUGAAAAGUGAAGAUGGAACAGUUCAAGAACUUUUAGAAGAUAGCAAGGAUAGUAGACGAAGGGGAGGUUUUAGUUCUCGACCCUUCGAUAGUAGAGGUUAUUCUAAUGGUCCUUCUCGUCGUGGAUUUUCUUCAAGAGGAGCAUCAAGCAGAGGCGGAAGAGGAGGAGGUCGAGGUGGUUUUCGUGAAAGUCGAAUAUCAACUCCAAGUAUUUCGGAUCCCACCGACUUUCCAACUCUUUCUUAAGAAAAGAAGAGGAAAGACUAUCACCUUUCCUUGUUAUGGGGCAAUAUCAUUUCCUUAAAAGGCAUCCUAAAAGAAGCAUUUGUUUUGUGUUGUUUUGUUUGCAUUUCCAAUAGUUUACGAAAGUAAAUCCUCGCAAUGUUUCGUAAGCA
Messenger RNA from Galdieria sulphuraria, 1411 nucleotides. RefSeq lists its product as uncharacterized. Gene Ontology annotation, cellular component: cytoplasm; nucleus. Lineage: Eukaryota; Rhodophyta; Bangiophyceae; Galdieriales; Galdieriaceae. The record is from RefSeq and is a predicted model, not a curated record. Bases 129 to 1262 code for a protein of 377 amino acids. The transcript is spliced from 2 exons. Gene Ontology annotation, molecular function: RNA binding.